AUCCGACGGGCGACGUCGCGAAAAAAAGACCAAUCACUCUUUGCGAAACCCAAACCCCAUAUCAAAAUCCAGACUGGCAGCCAGCAGCCUUGAGAGACGAGAAGUAUUGAAGUACACUUGCACCGGGACGGAGAGAGAAACCAUGGCCACUCCGGCGAAGAACGCCGGCCAAGCGGCGGCGGCGGGGGCGGCGGAACCGGUGGAAGAGCGGUCAUUCCAAUCCGCGGUGACGGCCGCCCCCCCACCGGAAAACGCCUCCGGCGACGGCGAUGGACGGCCCAUCUCGUCUGUCCUCUUCAUCAUAGCGAUGCAGAUGGAGGCGCUCCCUCUCAUCAACAAGUUCCAUCUUUCCGAAGACAUCGACGGAUCCCUGUUCCCAAAAGGUGUUCCGUGGGUCAGGUACCACGGUAUAUACAAGGAAUUGCAG
This is a messenger RNA of Elaeis guineensis (African oil palm), 427 nucleotides long. Lineage: Eukaryota; Viridiplantae; Streptophyta; Magnoliopsida; Arecales; Arecaceae. The record is from RefSeq and is a predicted model, not a curated record.